CGUUUUGUUUUUUGCUACAUGACUUGCCAGUGUUUGGAGACAUUGGUGCGACAGAGAGCCGUGAGCGCUGCUGCUCCUGAAUUCUUCCUGCUGCAACUUCACUUGAGUGUCCUGCUCCCAUCUUUGUGAUAUGUUGGACAUGGGGGAGAGGAAGGAAGUGAAAAUGAUGCCCAAGUCAUCCUUCAGCAUCAACAGCCUGGUGCCUGAAGCCGUCCAAAAUGACAACCACCCUCAGCCUCAGCACCACCACCACCACCAUCACCACCACCACCAGCUCAUCAGCCACUCUCAGCCCCACCACCGAGCCGUGCAGGAGGAGGACGAUCUGGACAAAAGCCUCUUGGAGGUAAAGACCGAGAGCCUCCCCCCUGGCAAGGUGGACUCUGCCUCUUCCGAACUGGUGGUAGGGGACUCGGACAAGGACAAGCCCGAGGAGAAGAAAGGAGAUGGUGCUGGUGCCAAAGAUGGGGAGGCUGGCAAGGACGGCGAGAAGAAGAACGGCAAGUACGAGAAGCCCCCCUUCUCCUACAAUGCCCUCAUCAUGAUGGCCAUCCGCCAGAGUCCAGAGAAGCGCCUGACCCUCAAUGGGAUCUACGAGUUCAUAAUGAAGAACUUUCCUUACUACCGGGAGAACAAGCAAGGCUGGCAGAACUCCAUCAGGCACAACCUCAGCCUGAACAAGUGCUUUGUGAAAGUACCUCGUCACUACGAUGACCCCGGCAAAGGGAACUACUGGAUGUUGGACCCCAGCAGCGAUGAUGUCUUCAUUGGUGGGACCACUGGCAAGCUUCGCAGGAGAUCUACCACGUCCAGGGCUAAGCUUGCUUUCAAGCGAGGGGCCAGGCUCACCUCCACCGGACUGACUUUCAUGGAUAGAGCUGGCUCCUUGUACUGGCCUAUGUCACCUUUCUUGUCUUUGCAUCACCCGAGGGCCAGCAGCGCUUUGAGCUACAAUGGGACAACGUCAGGUUACCCCAGCCACCCCAUGCCCUACAGUUCAGUGUUGACUCAAAACUCUUUGGGGAGCAACCACUCCUUCUCUACGUCCAAUGGCUUGAGCGUAGACAGACUUGUCAAUGGGGAAAUACCCUAUGCCACCCACCAUCUCACAGCCGCUGCCCUGGCUGCCUCCGUGCCAUGCGGGCUGCCAGUUCCUUGUUCUGGGACCUACUCCCUAAACCCUUGCUCUGUGAACCUUCUAGCUGGACAAACGGGCUACUUUUUCCCACACGUCCCCCACCCCUCCUUAACUUCCCAAAGCAGCACGUCCAUGACAGCCAGGGCUGUCUCUUCUUCCACCUCACCCCAGGCUCCUUCCACCCUCCCCUGUGAGUCUCUCAGACCAUCUUUGCCAAGUUUUACCACGGGACUAACGGGAGGACUGUCUGACUACUUUACACAUCAAAAUCAGGGUUCAUCUACCAACUCUUUGAUACAUUAACAUCCAGGGGAACAAGACUGUAAGUGAACAUUUUACACACAUUUCAAUUGUACAUGAAAACUGAAAGGAAAAAAAAAAGCAAGCGAACAAAAAAAAAAGACAAAAAACUUA
Messenger RNA from Nanorana parkeri, 1552 nucleotides. RefSeq names its product forkhead box G1 (gene FOXG1). The transcript has a single exon. Gene Ontology annotation, cellular component: nucleus. Lineage: Eukaryota; Metazoa; Chordata; Amphibia; Anura; Dicroglossidae. Gene Ontology annotation, molecular function: sequence-specific double-stranded DNA binding; DNA-binding transcription factor activity. The record is from RefSeq and is a predicted model, not a curated record. Bases 131 to 1441 code for a protein of 436 amino acids. Gene Ontology annotation, biological process: regulation of transcription by RNA polymerase II.